Trypanosoma brucei brucei TREU927 is the source of this 2022-nucleotide messenger RNA. RefSeq lists its product as hypothetical. Lineage: Eukaryota; Euglenozoa; Kinetoplastea; Trypanosomatida; Trypanosomatidae. Bases 1 to 2022 code for a protein of 673 amino acids. The transcript has a single exon. The record is from RefSeq and is a predicted model, not a curated record. Gene Ontology annotation, molecular function: protein binding.
AUGAGUGGUGGUGUGUCCCCUGAGGUUGCGGCGCAGGCUGCCGCUAGACGAGAGGCCGCAGCUCAGUUGGGUUCAUGGAGGGAUAUGUUAUUAACGUUAUCCAAAGAGUUUCCUCCUGGAAGUGGUUUGAAACCAGUUGAGGAAACAUUAAAAUACUUGCGAGAAGCAGAAGAUAAGGCCGGUGUUGUGAACGCACUGAAGAGUUUGGAGGCGGGGGUAAGUCAUGCAUGUAAUGUUAACGACACCGAUGCGCUGGAGUGGAAGAGUCGGGGGAAUGAUGCAUAUAGUUGCAAGAAAUUGGAAGAAUGCAUCCUCAUGUAUACUCGCGGAAUGAUGUCAGCUAGUGAAGAUGAUACAUUGGCAGCACUUAUUAAUAACCGCAGUGCAGCGUUCAUGGCACAAGGUCGCAUCACAGAGGCACUGGCCGAUGCUCAUGCCGCCUUUACACUUACGCCAUCGUACUGGAAAGCUCUCCAGAGGCGCGGCUCCUGUUUGCAGCGCUUGGGAUUUAUUGAGGAAGGCACGAAGGAUAUGGAGGCGGCUUCCAGAGAGGAGGCAUCAGGUGCGAAUGGAGAGGAGGUUGUGAAGAAAAUUCUUCACGCCGGUAGGAGUGACGGAUGUUGCGAUGGUUCCAGUGGCAAUGUUGUUUGCGGAAACGCUACCGUUGUUUCUGGUUCUGCAAAUAUUUCAUAUGGGACGGGAGUGAGUGGUGUUGUGGCGAAGGGUCCUUUGGAUCCCGGGGAUAUCAUCAGGGAGGUUCCUGUUGCUUACGCAUUGUAUGAUGAUCAUUGGGGGGUGCGGUGUUGCUUUUGCUUAAAGGCUACUCGGCUUCUCUACUCGGGUGCCGCUUACCGCUCGCGUGGCAAGUCGGCUCGGGGUCUUUUCUGCAGUGAAGUUUGCGCCGCCACAAGUUGGGAGCGUGAUGGGCAAUACGAAACCACUAACGCCUUCUUUCAUUUGUGUCCCGUCGAUGCGUUGGUGGCGUGCCGAAUGCUGCGAUCGGAGCAGGUAUUGCGUGGUGAGGAGCUUCCCCUUCGCAGCAACUUUACAGGUGAGUUGUAUCCCGCAGCAGUUAUUGGGGGUUAUGAGACAGCAGUGAGUUUAUUAGCUCUGGUGCUUGGUGCCGCGGAUGCGGAUGGUGCGGAUCGCUUACGAUUAGCCCAACGUCAAGUUACGCUCUCUGCGUUCGAGCUGAAGUUUCAUACCGGUACGCAGAUCAACAUUAACACGGAGACACGCGAGGCUCUUAUCGAUGAGUCACGCACCAUACCAGUGGGAAAGGCGGUGUACGUUACUGCAGCGCGCUUCCGUCACUCAUGUCAACCAAACUGUUUUGCAUCAUUUGUGGGAAACCCUCUUGGAUGUUCUUUGCAACUCUGUAUCCGUGCCAUACGUUCUGUUCAGGCAGGGGAGGAACUCACCAUUGCUUAUCACAACAUGACAAAGUAUAAAGCUGUAAGUGCCCACACUCGCCGCCGCUCGCUGGUUGAGCGGUGUGGCUUCUUGUGCGAGUGUAGCGCCUGCCGUGAUGACAAGGAUGAAAGCGUCACGUCUGAGAAAAAGGCGUAUUACAUUCAGGCGAGUGAUUUGUACCAAAAAGGAUGUCGUUUGAUACGUGAGGGUCAGUUUGAGACCGCGGUAAAUGUCCUUUCGCAGAGUUAUGCCCUCACAAUGGAGCAUUUGUGCCCACCGCCGAGGCCACCUCAAACUAUGGUUCCAAAAGUCCACAUGGCCCUCGCAAAGGCUUUCAACCGGUUAAGAGAUGAUGGGAAAUGUGUGGAGCACCUCGUAAAGAAGGUGGAGUUGGAUAAUACGCUUUAUGGGACGGAUCAUGUAGAAAUGGCCGAUGAUUUUAUUCGCCUUGCAUUUUUUGAAGCCACGGAGGAAAAGAGGAGGAAGUCGGCAGAGCGGGCUGUAGAGCUGUUGCGCCGCUUCUAUGCACAGUCAAGGGAGCUUGAUGAACAAACUCGGCGCAUAGAGAGUUUUGUGACUCGCUCAUCUCCAUGCCAGAGGGCGUUGUGA